Messenger RNA from Saccharomyces eubayanus, 489 nucleotides. RefSeq lists its product as uncharacterized. The record is from RefSeq and is a predicted model, not a curated record. Bases 1 to 489 code for a protein of 162 amino acids. Lineage: Eukaryota; Fungi; Ascomycota; Saccharomycetes; Saccharomycetales; Saccharomycetaceae. The transcript has a single exon.
AUGUUUGAGGGCCAAAUAACAGUAAACAAGCGUCAAUAUGCAGAUCGUUCAAAGGUUUAUAGAUUUCCGUUUGACAAUAGUAACUCUUAUUAUAAGGACUUCUUAAAAAACGAUGGCCAUCUUUUCAUAUAUGCGAAUGCAGAUAUGCUUGAUGGUGUUAUGAAAUGGUGCUCAAAAGAGAUUUCCAAGGAUGAACGUAAUAAACAUUACGGAUACAUUAAAGCGGAGACAAAUUUCAAUGCGCUGGUUCUUCUCUUGUGGUGCUUCUUCAUUACAGGGAAGCACAAGACUGUAUUGGAAGCAAUAAGGGUCACUGGACUAACGAAAUACCGUAUGUUUCCUCUGUGGUUCCGGGAUAUGAUGGGUAUGGUGGGAACAGCUCAUGAAGUGAAGUAUCCGCUUUUUACGGUUGCUUUGGAACGUUGGACGGAAAGCAUCGAUGAUAUGCAGUUAUCGUUUGAUGUUGGAAAUAGUCCUGUGCGUGAAUAA